AUGAAGGAAAUACCAUCCGCCGCGGGAGGAGGGGGGCCAAGCAGAACAGGCGCGGACGAGGAUGAGGACAACUAUGUAGAACUAGACGCAGAUAUUGUGGAAAAAAAUUUCAUAAAUUUAAUAAAAAAUUUUAAAAUCGCACAGUUAAAGUUACUAUUCUAUGCAUUUAGAAAGUAUAAAAAGCGUGCCUCUACAUGUGCGGCAUUUUAUAAAUUGCAAAUUCAUAACGAUAGCAAUUUUGUUUAUAACAAUAAGAAGUAUUCCGAACAGAGCCACAUGAACCCAUUUGUUAAUCCAAGUUCUUUCAUACAAAAUGGUAAAAAAAUUGGGGAGGGAAUUUCCAACUAUGUGUUUAAGCCCUACUAUUAUGACAACUUGCCUAGUGCUACAUAUGACAUGCGUAGGAAUAAAUGCUCUUUGCAAAAAUUAAAAAAGAAUUGUAUAAUGAAGAACUUAGCUACGAAUGAGGAUAACCAAUAUCGCGUUAGCAAUGCGGAAUGCGAAACAAUUUUUGAUCCUUUUUCGCGUGAAAAUCGGAUGAAUGCAGCCAGUACCUACAUGAAUGAGCGUAGCCAUGCGGAUAACACCAACGGGACUAAUCCGAAAAUUUACAAAAACUGCUACUUCGGUUUAGGGAUAAAUAAAAACCAUAAUGAUGAUUUUGAGAAGCGCACCUGCUUCAGCGAUUUGGACUUUGACUACCUCUCUGAAUUUAGUAACUACGACAGGGAGAAGUUCAUCGACAUGUUCAUAUCGGAGACGUCCAAGAGGUGA
Messenger RNA from Plasmodium cynomolgi strain B, 774 nucleotides. RefSeq lists its product as hypothetical. The coding region runs from base 1 to 774 and encodes 257 amino acids. The record is from RefSeq and is a predicted model, not a curated record. The transcript has 2 exons. NCBI's taxonomy places the organism in Eukaryota, Apicomplexa, Aconoidasida, Haemosporida, Plasmodiidae.